Molecule: messenger RNA, 6086 nt
Organism: Cylas formicarius (sweet potato weevil)
Lineage: Eukaryota; Metazoa; Arthropoda; Insecta; Coleoptera; Brentidae
Gene: wcy
Product: WW domain-containing adapter protein with coiled-coil homolog
Exons: 10
Coding region: 174-1850 (558 amino acids)
Biological process (GO): regulation of autophagy; positive regulation of TORC1 signaling
Cellular component (GO): nucleus
Molecular function (GO): RNA polymerase II complex binding; chromatin binding
Source: RefSeq, a predicted model, not a curated record
GGAAGAAAUUAGGAGCAUUUACCUUCAGCUGAAAAUUGUUCCCUUAUGUGACAUGGCGUCUGAUAGGAAAGUCAGUUCUUAAGCGGGUAUAAAAGCCAUUGUUGAUUUUAUGACAUCAUUUUGCGUUAGGGCUUAUUGUAAAAGCCGCCGAUUUUCUCUAGACACUUGCAUUGAUGGUAAUGCAUGCAAGGAAAACGCAACGGAUGAGCGAUGGGUACUUCGAGAAGCACCAAACCCAUCCAUAUCAGAAUUCAAAAUAUGGCUCAAAGGGUUAUGGACCAAGCAGUGAUAGGUAUGACAAAUUCCGCGAUUCACCAAACGGAAAUUACCGAUCAGACAGUCCUGAUUCUCAGUCGCCGAGGGAUCGAGAUCGAUCAUACCAGUCCAAGGGCUCCUAUCUACAGAAAAUACGUGAAAAGGAGAGAGAAAAUAGAGACUAUAAGGUGUCGAGGGACAAAUAUUCGGAUUGUAAUAGAUCUCCUAAAGAUAAAAGGAGCCGAGAGUCUGAGCACAGAACCAAUAAUGAUAGGAAUGAUGAAAAAAGCAUCUUGCAUCCAAUAAAAUCAGCUCAGAUGUCCAGGGACAGGAAGCCCAUUCAUAAUAAUUGUAUAGAUAAAAGAGAUGACAGGGAUAGGGUUACUAAAGUUGGUGAUUGGUCAGAGCACGUCAGUUCAUCUGGUAAAAAGUAUUAUUACAACUGCAAGACAGAAGUGUCCCAAUGGGAAAAACCAAGAGAGUGGAUUGACAGGGAAAGGGAUCGGUUCAGAAGCCGAGAAAGGGACAGAGAUGAUAGGAGCUACAGUAGUUCCAGUCGAUCAAGCAUGCGUCACGAGAAACAUUCCAGCUCGAGAGGGCCCAAUGGUGGCAGUAGCAGUAGUAAAGACGGCGGCCGGCAUUGGAGCAGCAGUAGUAAUAGAGAGGUCAGUGAUACCUCGUCGAAGGAGUCAUCUCGUUCUUGUUUGUCUAGGAGGCAUUCGAAUCCGGACAAUGUGCAAUCAUCUGUGGCACAAGACAUGGAUAUUUCACCCGGCGAUAGUACGCCUACCUCGGAGGUGUCUUAUAGCACCAACUCGUCGCAGCAGACGUCGUUAGUUGUGGAACAGCCGGUCGCGGGUCCCGUUUUGCUGGCUAAUGCCUUACCUCGUCUCGUAUCACAUCCCGCGACCGUGGCGGUGCUUCCGCAAGCCACGCCUCCGGCGAUGCUACCCAUAGCGGCUACGGUCAAGGUGGCGACGCCCACCUUAUGCGUUGCCUCUCCGCCACAGCCUCAGCCGGCCUCCAAUACGCCUUGCCCCCCAUCCCAGGGAGCAAUUCCAGGCAUAUCCGUUGCCCUUAGUCGAUUAAUUAGCAAUGAAGAUCCAAAGAAGGUGGAAGCGUUAACCGUGGACACUAAUCAUAGCGGAGCGGUAGGGGACGGACCACCGACACCCACGCACUCGGAAGUUCUCGAUUGUGCUAAAAUAGUACCUAUGCCGACGGGUAGUCCGCCUGGGGGCACGAUCCCCACGUUGCAGGGAGUAUCGAGUUCCUUGCAGGCGCUGCGGCCUCAAGGUCCUACGAUUACGCCUUCUUUAGCGAACCAUUAUCGGGAUGAUUUGGUUAACCACGUGAGGGGCUGGCCCGCGGAAAUAUUAGAAAAGCAGGCUAACAAAUUGGCGGAAGAAGCACACAUAAUGGGUAGUAUACAGUGUUCAAAAGUGUCGGCAGAUUUAAAGUCGGCGAGAUCGAUAGUCCGUUUAACCGAAAUACAGGCAACAUUACAAGAGCAAAGGAUAUUGUUCUUGCGUCAGCAGAUUAAAGAAUUGGAAGAGCUGAAGUCACAGAAUUCAUUUAUGUCGGACGACUGUUAGUGAUAAGGUUAUCACAAGAUUUAGUGUAACAAAAGGUCUGUUUCACUAUUGAAUCAGUUUUGCAUUAUUUUAUGUUUUAAGUAACUCGGUGUACAUUAAACAAAAAAUUGUUCCCCUACGGUACAAGUGUCUACUGGCUUGAUGAAAUGGUUUAAGUUUUGUAUAGCUAACUGACGACUUCAUAAAAUUUACGAAAGUGACUUUGUAUUAUAUCGGUUUUAUGUUUUUUAGGAUUUAGAUAAAUUAAUAUAACGUUAUGAUACUAUAGUUUUUCAGAUUGUGUAUAUUUUCAUUUGUUUAUAAACAUUCGUUUUUCUUGUAACCGGAUACACACAUGUGAAUGAAUUUCCAUUAUUUGGACUAUUAUUGUAACGGUUUUUAAAUGUUGAAUAUAUUUUUUCUAUUUAUUUGUUUUUUUUGUUCGUUUUUUUUAACAUACUUAUGCACCAUACUUGAAGCAAUUGACCAACUGCCAAAUGAAAGUAUACACAAGUGGCACCUGAAAGCGGUUCUCAAUUUUUUUUUUUAACGCCGAACUCAUUACAAUAUCUAUUGUGAUGGACACGCGAGUCUAUAUUUUUCUGACGCAGGUACCUGAAGUUGUUUAUUUAAAUUUUUGUUAAGUGUGGCAUCUCACACUUGGCUUUUUUCAGCAUAAGCCGAAAAUAAAAGGCGUUUUGUUGCCUACACUUCCUGCGCUGAAACAAUGUUGAUUAUUUUAAUUUAUUGAAUUAUUGAAUUUGGAUGAAUAGGAACUCGGUUUUUUUUCAGAUAUCCCUUCAUUUUCAAAAUACAGUACGGUAAAGUUUUUCUUAUCUCUUUUUAAUAAUUUCAAGCGACGGAGGAUUUAGCAUUGACUUUAAAAGAAAUAGAAUUUACCAACUUUUGCCUCUUCAAUUCAAGUAUUUUAAUAUGUUGCUUCAUUUUCGCGAGAAAAAUUAGUAAAAUCGUUCUAAUGCAUGUUCACAAGUAAUAUUAAAAAAUUAUGAUAAAUGUACAUGUACAUGUACAGGGUGAUCAAUGAAUAAAGGUAUUAGUCCCUAUCUGGAAAGGUAAUUCAAGAAAUCGCCAAACAAGCACGCCAGUAAAAACCGUAUUUGGAUUUUUUUCCAAUUUAAAUUAUCAUCUAAGAAACACCCAGAUAUUUAAUAUUUUGAACCUUUUCAGUUGUAAUUUCUAGCAAAUUUUAAGUGUUCAAUAUGAAAUGUAAUUUAAAAUAAAUCGUAAAAAUAAUGAUUAAAUAUAUUAUGCUUUUUUUUUAAAUGUCACUUGUGGACAUGCUUUAAUGUGCUUUUUAUUUAUUCUCGGCAAUUUUGCUGUUUUUCAAGUUCUAGUAAAUAUCAAAAUUUAAAAUGAACCAGUACCAUCGUUUUGUCAAUAUAUUCGUAAAGAAACCUUCAGGGAUGUCACUGCUCUAAAUCAGUCACGCAAUAUAUGGUAUAAAAUAAGCUUUUCCAGCAGACUGUGGUGUAGUUGCAGCCAUAUAGUUAUUAGAUAAUAUAGUGACCGUAACUGUUGAUUCACGCCAUGUCAGCGGCCAUGUUACCUGUUGAACCUUACUAGAUGUUCUGGAGAACUGUAUUUUUUUUUCAAAUUUGGUGUAUGGCCAAAGGGCCCAUACACAAAAUAUUUUCGCACCUCUAGCGCUGCCGAUUCAAGUAUGUCUUCUGGUUUGGCGCAAAGUUCUAAGUUAAUGUUCCUAUGAAUAUCUAUUUCCUUUACUUCGGAAAAAAGAAUUGCAGAAGAGUAGCCAAAGUAUAAUCUUACCUGGAAUUUUUGGAACACCCUGUAUUAGCAAAUCUAUAUAAUGUAAUGUAAAUGUAUUAGCAAUUUUGAAAUAGGUAACUUGUUCACACAGAAAGCGGGGCUCGUCGGCCAAAAAAAAUCUUCCGAAGUGAGGCAAAUCGAUAACAUAAGUAGACAUAUUAACAAAAGUUACUCAGAAUCAAAAAACGUACAUACGUACUAUUCCGUUUGUAUUUCCAAUGUUAUCCAUUUUGAGUUGAAUUGGCAACGCCGCAGGUGCGUAAAUAUUUCAAAAAGGUGAUGCGGCAUGGCCAUAUACCCAAUUUAAAAAAAUAACCUAUUUAGUUCUUCCGAAUUUCUAAUAGGACGUUUAUAUCUAGGAUCUAUAUGGUUGCAGUCCGUUGCUACAUUAGGGCGGUGCUUAGUGACGUUGCUUUUCGCCAAAUAAUGACCGUUUUUCUACAUUUAUUGGAAAUGUGUUUGUCUUUAAUUUCUGAAAAUUCGAAGAUAAUCCGCUAAAAAGAAAAUUAAAAAAAAUAAAAUCGUAGAAAAUUUAAAAGUAGAAAAAAGUAAAAGCUUCAUUUAAACGUUUAUUUGCAAAGAAAAUUGUUUAAAUGGCAAUGUUUGCAAAAAGUAUAAAAUUUAUGUCCAGUUAUCCAAGUUGUUUUGAAUUUUACUUUAAUUGUUCCUAUUUUUCACCAACUUUGAUUAGCAAUCCGUGUUACUAACAAAUGUUUGGAGUUUAAGAGUUUAGAGUUAAGCUCUGAAAAAGCUAACAGAAUGAAAUUAAUUAACAGAUAAAUUCAGUUGAAUUGCAUUUGAAGAAAGCAAUAAUGUGUAGGGGUUCAAUAUAAAACAAGCAAGUUGACACUUCCGGUAUAACCGUUAAGUGCUGUCGCCAUCAUGUAUAUAAGUUUGCGUGUUAGAUGUCACCUUGUUUUGCUAGCUUUUAUACAGGAUGUUUCAUUAUAAGAUGAUAAUCCUUAAGGAUGAUUAAAAAAAAAACUUAUUUCAAUGUGAAUUCGCAACCGGUUUAUUUUUUAUAUACAGGGUAUAGCAAUAUUUCAAAGGAUUCAAGGAUUCCGUUCUAACUGUUACUUUUUUGCUUAAAUUUUCUAAGAUUUUAAAGAUAGACUUUUUCAAUUGUUUUAUGCAUAUGAUUUAUCUAUUUUACUCCAAAAAUAAAAGCCUGAAAGGAUUUUCUUAUCACUUUAAAGCGUCAAGAACGUCAUAAAAUAAAUUUGAGUUCUAAAAUCAUAUAAAAUCUUUGUACUAUUUCAUCAACUCCAUUUUUCACUAGACGUUUCAUAAAUCUCAAGGUAGGUGGCGCUCGAGUCAUGUAAAUUCAAAUUCGUUAAAUUUUAAAGACAAAAGUUAUUGAACCGGAAUUCAGUGUUAACUUAAAACAUUAACCACAAAGUUGUAUUUUUUUUAAAUUUAGAUCACUUAUUGCAACAUAAAAAAUUAAGAAUUUAUAGAUGAAUUUUAGAAUUGGGCUUGAGACGAUACUGACAUUGUAGGUUCUCUCUGAAUGAAAAAUUAUUUUAUAUAAAAAAUAUGUUGUAGUAUGUUCAUAAUCAUCUAAUUAAUACAAAAAUUUCAUUAUGAGAUUAUUAAUUAAGUAAUAUAAGACAUAAAAAAUCACAGUUAAAACAGAUUCACCGAUAUGUUUUUUUAAUUAUUAAAUAUGAUUUUCUAUAUUUUUGUCGAAAACGCUGCAUUGAACGACGCAAAGUCAAGAGACCGUUUUUACUCAGAUAUUAAUCGCCACUUUCAAGAUUGGGAAAACCGUUUUUUUUUUUUGUAAAUUGCAACACCCUGCAUAUCAAAAAUAAAGCCAUUGCGGACCUACAUUGAUGUAAUCUUUUUUUGUCAAUCAACAUGCCCUUAAGGGUGAGCAUUUUAUUAUGAAACACCCUCUAUACUGUGACCUUUUUGAAUUGGAGUCGGCCCUGUAAAAUGCGAUCUAGAAAUUGUGCUUUUCUGGUAGGAUAUUAAGUAUUCCGACUCAAAUUUUCGUGUGCAUGGCAUUUUUAUCGAAUUUUAUCCUACACCACCAACUGCGCUGUUGCUAGUUGUUCAAAUUCUUUCAUUUGACACAAGAAAAAUAAAUGCCCUUAUUUAUUAUCGAUGAUCUAAUAACUUAAUUUUAUUCUUUUUAUAACGAUCGUGGGUGCGUUCCUAUAUAAAUUUGUACUUUUUUUACACCAUUAAAAUCUACAGAAUGUACACCAAAAAUUUCAAUAUGGUAUGGGUGUUUACUGUUUCUAACAUCUUCGGUUAGCGUUGAUAAUCCAACUUCAGGUAUUAAUGUGAAUGGUUACUUUGACUGCAUCGGACUAAUUCUGAGGUGUGCUGUUAUCAAACUCUGAGGAAUCCUAAGUCAUGCCUAUUUUUUUAGCACAUAUUAUUUGGCUUUUUUUUUGUAGUUGUCUACAUGUAAUUUGAAGUGUAUGUCUGUUGAAUAUAAUCUUAUAAAACUCAAAUGUU